Molecule: messenger RNA, 261 nt
Organism: Encephalitozoon cuniculi GB-M1
Lineage: Eukaryota; Fungi; Microsporidia; Unikaryonidae
Exons: 1
Coding region: 1-261 (86 amino acids)
Cellular component (GO): histone acetyltransferase complex
Source: RefSeq, marked provisional
AUGAAGACAGAGGAUGCUGGUCAAGGCACAGGGAAGAAGUUCAAAACUCUUCUUGCAAAAAGAAAGAAGCUUAGUAGGCAGAUCAAGGCCAUUGAGAAGGAUAUGUUUAGGCAUGAGACAGUGUAUCUGGAGAUGACCCAGGGAUCUCCCCUCACAAGAAACGUAGACUACUACGUCUCGAACAGGACUGAAAAGAAAAAGCAUAGCGUUGAUGACAAAAUGAGGAUGUUCAGCAGAGGCUUUCCAAGGACCGAUCAGUAG